AUGACCAAAAGAAAUGAGACACAGUUGAGUGAAUUUAUUCUCUUGGGAUUUUCUGCAAACCGCCAACCUUUCCUUUUUGCAAUCUUUCUAAUAAUUUAUUUUUUUACCUUAAUGGGGAACAUAAUAAUAAUUCUGACUGUGACCAGAGAAUCACAGCUCCAUUCCCCAAUGUAUCUUUUUCUCCGCAAUUUGUCCAUUACUGAAAUCUUCUAUAUUUCGGUGACAGUGCCUCGAAUGCUUAGAGACUUUUUACAUGUGGAUAAAGGCAUCUCAUUCAUAGGAUGUGCAGUUCAGCUUUACUUCUUCUGUUUCCUUGGCACAACAGAGUGCUUCCUUCUUGCAUUCAUGGCGUAUGAUCGAUUUGUGGCUAUUUGUCAUCCACUUCACUACAUGACCAUAAUGACUAAAUCUAAGUGUUCAGAACUUUCUUUGGGGUCUUGGCUAUCUGGGAUCUUUUUAUCUUUGAUUCAGAUUUCUUAUGUUUUUAAUUUGCCUUUUUGUUCUUCAAAUAUCAUUGACCAUUACUUUUGUGACAUACUGCCGGUGGUAAAGUUGGCCUGUGCUGACACCUUUGCUAAUGAGAUUGCUAUUUUGGUAUAUGGCUCUCUGGUUAUACCUUUUCCAUUUCUGUUAAUUUUUGUCUCCUAUGUGUGUAUUAUUAACAGUAUAUUAAAAAUUCCUUCCUCUAUUGGGAGGAAAAAAGUGUUUUCUACAUGUGGGUCUCACCUUACAUCUGUGACUUUAUUCUACGGAACAGCUACUAUAACCUAUCUGAAGACAAAAUCCAUUGAAUCAUAUGGAGGGGCAAAAUUUAUGUCUCUGCUUUAUGCUGUCUUCAUCCCUAUGCUUAACCCAGUAAUUUAUAGUUUGAGGAAUUCGGUAAUUAAGAAUGCUAUGUGUAGGUUGAGGAAACUAUGA
Molecule: messenger RNA, 918 nt
Organism: Bufo bufo (common toad)
Lineage: Eukaryota; Metazoa; Chordata; Amphibia; Anura; Bufonidae
Product: olfactory receptor 10A7-like
Exons: 1
Coding region: 1-918 (305 amino acids)
Biological process (GO): G protein-coupled receptor signaling pathway
Cellular component (GO): membrane
Molecular function (GO): olfactory receptor activity; G protein-coupled receptor activity
Source: RefSeq, a predicted model, not a curated record